UGCUCCUACUUGUGUACAGGUAGAGGAGGCGGGGGGAUAAAAGCCAGCCCAUAUGUAGAUCAGAGUUUACUGCUCGGCUUUGUCUCAUCUCUGUUCUACCUCUAUGCCAAAGUUCAGUGCUCACAACUCGGGACAAUAGGAGAAAGAAGACACUGGACUAGAUGUUCUGUGGCAGCUUCGUCUUACUGAUUCUGUUUUUGACCCUGAGACAACUGAACGAAACUAUUCGGCCAGCACAACAGGAUGUGCUGAGGAGUUUUCCCCUCUUGAUCCCAACAUUCCACCCGAGUAUCAUCCCAGAGACGCCCACUGCUCUAUCUGUGCACUGAAAAGCAGGUGGGGGAAAGGGAAAGCAGCGGGAGAUGAAUAAGUCUCUGUCAAAGGUGAACAACAAGAUGAAACAUGAUUACAGCUGCCGGUGGGUGGACAUUUUUACCAUCGGACAGAGCCAGGACACAUGUGAGAGUGGUAUUGAUUAUCUCAUCCAACUAUCAGCAAGAAGUCCUUCCAUUGGCAGUGAAACUAAAACUUCGGAGAUCACCAUUAGUUUCAAUCGACCCAGAGCAACAUGAACAACAGGAAGGCAGCGGUCCAGCGAAGGAUUGUGUCCAAGGACGGCCACAACAAUGUGCGGAUCGACAACGUGGAAGGCAUGGUGAAGCUGUACCUGCACGACAUCUGGACCACCGUGGUGGACAUGAAGUGGCGCUACAAACUCACCUUGUUUGCUUCCACGUUUGUCAUGACCUGGUUCAUCUUUGGGGUCAUCUUUUACUUCAUUAGCAUGGGCAACGGAGACUUUGAGGGUGGUCUGAGUUCCAACCACACGCCCUGUGUGAUGAACGUGGAGACGCUGACGGGAGCCUUCCUCUUCUCACUGGAAUCACAGACCACCAUUGGCUAUGGCUUCCGUUACAUCUCAGAGGAGUGUCCUCUGGCUAUCUUCACUCUGGUGGCUCAGCUGGUCAUCACCGGCCUGGCUGAGAUCUUUGUCACCGGCGCCUUUCUAGCUAAACUGGCUCGGCCCAAGAAGCGAGCAGAGACCAUCAAGUUCAGCCAGUUGGCGGUGAUCUGCCAGCACCAAGGCAAGCUGUGUCUGAUGGUGAGGGUGGCCAACAUGAGGAAGAGCCUUCUGAUCCAGUGCCAGCUAACAGGAAAGCUCCUCCACUCCAAUGUGACAGAGGAGGGCGAGAAAACGCAGGUCUACCAGAGCUCAGUUAAUUUCCGCAUGGACUCCAGCGGGGAGUGCCCUUUCCUCAUACUGCCGCUCACGUUCUACCAUGUUCUGGACGAGCAGAGCCCGCUGGCCGGACUCAACGCAGAAAACCUCCACACCCGAGAGUUUGAGCUGCUGGUCACCCUCAAUGCCACCAUGGAGUCAACGGCAGCCACUUGUCAGAGCCGCACCUCCUACGUUCCCCAGGAGAUCCUCUGGGGCUACGAGUUCAAGCCGGUGAUGUUCAGCACCACGGGCGGCCGUUACGUGGCCGAUUUCAACUUCUUCGACAAGGUGCAAGUGAGCAACGAUGCCCUCUUCGUCAGAAACAACACAGAGAAGCUGAAAAUUGAGGAGGACUAUAAAAAAGAAUAGAGGAUCGAUAUGGAUGAGGAGGAUAAAUGUGUUACAAUAUCAUAUAAAAAUCUGAUUUUGUCCAGUUUCUCAAUACUAUGACUUUUUGUUUGGUAAUAAUACAAAAUAUCCAGCAGACUGGAAACCCUGACAUGCUUUCUAGAUGACAUUAUUCGUGGAGAAAUGUUGUAAGCGUGAAUGUUUUACUCGAUUAGGAAAGACGAGGUUUAUGAUAAUAUGAUACAAUAGACAUGGUUAUAAACAGGGGGUAUAUUUUGUAGAGACUAAUACAGUUGUUUGUGGGUUUUUUGUAAAUAAAUGUGUCUUUAUUCAUUGAAAAAAUAAAAGUGUAAUUUUUGUGAAAACAGAA
Molecule: messenger RNA, 1940 nt
Organism: Scophthalmus maximus (turbot)
Lineage: Eukaryota; Metazoa; Chordata; Actinopteri; Pleuronectiformes; Scophthalmidae
Gene: kcnj15
Product: potassium inwardly rectifying channel subfamily J member 15
Exons: 3
Coding region: 569-1591 (340 amino acids)
Biological process (GO): potassium ion import across plasma membrane; regulation of monoatomic ion transmembrane transport
Cellular component (GO): plasma membrane
Molecular function (GO): inward rectifier potassium channel activity
Source: RefSeq, a predicted model, not a curated record